GCCCCGACGUGCCGCGCGACGACCCACAAUCCCCGCCGCGCACUGCUCUACCGCUGCCGCUCGUUACGCCGAGCCGCCCGCCUGCUGGACUCCGCGCUGGCGCCGGACCCCGCCGCCGGUGACAUGCUGCAGAAGCCGAGGAGCCGGGGCCGCCCUAGCGCCCAGGCCGAGAGGGUGAGGGAGGGGGGCCGCGGCGGAGACGGCCGGGCCCCGAGAGGCGGUGUUGCCGAGGAGGCCCCGAGCACCUCCCGCGGCCCGGGCGGCUCGCAGGAAGCCCGCUGCCCCUCGUCGCAGGGCGGCCGCCGGGCCGAGGCCUCCCCCGCGGUGGGGCCCCGCUCCCAGAAGCAGCUGGAGCUGAAGGUGGCGGAGCUGGUGCAGUUCCUGCUGAUUAAGGACCAGAAGAAGAUCCCGAUCAAGCGGACGGACAUCCUGAAGCACGUCGUCGGGGACUACAAGGACAUCUUCCCGGACCUUCUCAAACUGGCCGCCCAGCGCCUCGAGUACGUCUUCGGGUACAAGCUGGUGGAGCUGGAACCCAAGAGCAACUCCUACAUCCUCAUCAACACGCUGGAACCCGUGGAGGAGGAUGCCGAGGUGAGAGGCGACCAGGGCACGCCGACCACCGGCCUGCUGAUGAUUGUUCUGGGGCUCAUCUUCAUGAAGGGUAACACCAUCAAGGAGACCGAAGUGUGGGACUUCCUGCGUCGCCUGGGGGUGUACCCCACAAAGAAGCAUUUAAUUUUUGGGGACCCAAAGAAACUGAUUACCGAAGACUUUGUGCGGCAGCGUUACCUGGAGUACCGGCGGAUACCUCACACUGACCCCGUGGACUAUGAGUUCCAGUGGGGCCCGCGAACCAACCUGGAGACCAGCAAGAUGAAAGUUCUUAAGUUUGUGGCCAAAGUCCACAAUCAAGACCCCAAGGACUGGCCAGCGCAGUACUGUGAGGCUUUGGCAGAUGAGGAGGCCAGGGCCAGGCCUGAGACGGGUGGCCCAGCCCCGUCCUCUUGAAUCUGAGAGAUUCUCAGGGACUCCUGGGGGAAGGGCCAAGGGCACAGGGCUGGGGGCGGGGGAACAUAUUUCUGUAACGCUUAAAUGUGUGUAGCUUUAGGAUGUGUUUGCAAACUUCUGUUAAUAUAAAUUGGUUGCAAAUUUUCGUUUAUGAAAAUAGGGGAGGAUUUAUUUCGUUUUGAUUUUACUGUCUGUAUUUUUUGGUAUAAAAACUUUGCUAGCUUUGUAAAACUAAUUGGAAAACUUCGUAUCCUGAUCUGGAACAGAUAUUUAAGAAAGGCGCAUCAGUAAAUUGCUUUGGUGUCUAGAAUAUAAAAGCUAGGUGGCUAUUAUCUGGCCUCUUAAACUACCAGCUACCCCAGUUUGUAAAGAAUAAUGAAAGUCUUUAUAAGUUGAAAAAAAAAGUAGUUACCUAUAUUCUUUUUUACCUUGACACAGCGAUUUUAUUUAUGUGUUUUCUAUGUAUAUAAGCAUUAUGCAUCGUUCUAAGUAGUGUAUGGCAUUUUCUCCGAAUGACAGUGUUUUACAUUCAUAAUUACUACUCAGCUCUGUGGCUGACCAUUUAUUUCCAUUUAGUUUUUCCCUACUAUAGUUAUAAUAAAUAUAUCUUUGAAGCAAUUAAGCAUUGUGCAUUUUUUAAAUCGUGAGUCAUGAGAAAUUAGUUUGAUUCAAAACCAUCUUAAAAAAAAGAAUUUUUGCUACAUAUUAUUAAGGUAAAUAGUGUUUUGUAUUGGAUCAUGGUGUAAAAUAUAUUUCUUACUUUGUGUCAUAAAAAAGUUGAUAGAGUCUUUAAUGAUUAACCAUGCGACCGGGCCCCACAUAACUAGCUACAUGAAUUUAGGCAGGUUGCUUACUUGUCUACAGACGUCUCCUCACCUGUGAAAUGGGCUGAAAUGCCUGUAUUAUUCGUGGUAGUGUGAUUAUCAGAUACAGAAGUAUUUGUACAGUUCUUGGCACAGUGCCUGGUGUGGAGGAUUGUAGGUGUUAUUUUGUUCCUUAAAUUUUUUAAAUUUGUUUUUCAUUCUCCUUGAUCUAGAGUAGUUAAUUUUUUUAAGGUUUCUUUCAUUAUCUUGUUCUAAAUCAUUCCUACAAUGGGAAUUACUGGUUCAACAGUUAUGACAGUGUUCUCGUCUGACUCUGUUGUGUGGUGUUAUGGGAAAACAACUCAUGGUAUAAAAUGAGUAUAGCUCGCAUAGAACAUAAGAGCAGGGAAGUUAGAGUAACAUCUCCCCUGGGCUUUGGGAGGUCAUUGAAGUACGGUGAAUAGGAUAUGGUUUUUGAGGUUGUCUGACAAACUGAGUUAUGGCUCAUGCUAUGUCAGCAGAUUUGGGGUAGGUUUUAGGCUCUCUGAAUCUCAAUUUCUUCAUCUGUAAAAUGGGAGAAAUAACACCUAUAUCGUAGUUUGUUAUAUGGAUUAAAUGAGCCCAAAGUAAAGAGCUCAUUGUCUUCUCUCAUUGUAUUCCGCCAUAGCCUCUGGCAAAAUUUUGUUUAUGUGCGGAGAUUCAGUGGGUGAAUAAGUGUAAUUGUUUUGGGAGCAGGUACUGCAAAUUAACCAUGAAAUGAGGUAAAUACUUUAGCUCAAAAUAAAAGUGUGGACUUGAUCAACA
Molecule: messenger RNA, 2618 nt
Organism: Equus caballus (horse)
Lineage: Eukaryota; Metazoa; Chordata; Mammalia; Perissodactyla; Equidae
Gene: NSMCE3
Product: NSE3 homolog, SMC5-SMC6 complex component
Biological process (GO): negative regulation of transcription by RNA polymerase II
Cellular component (GO): nucleus
Source: RefSeq, a predicted model, not a curated record